Sinocyclocheilus rhinocerous is the source of this 915-nucleotide messenger RNA. Its product is annotated as oligosaccharyltransferase complex subunit ostc. The record is from RefSeq and is a predicted model, not a curated record. Gene Ontology annotation, cellular component: oligosaccharyltransferase complex. The coding region runs from base 306 to 755 and encodes 149 amino acids. The transcript has 4 exons. NCBI's taxonomy places the organism in Eukaryota, Metazoa, Chordata, Actinopteri, Cypriniformes, Cyprinidae.
UGUCUUACCUUUUAAAAGUUCGUCACAGCGGUCUCUUCUGCUGCAUCUCUACGGCGCUGAUAGUAUUAGCGCUAACUUCCGGGAACUAUUGAGCGGCUCCACGAUCCGCCAUUGCUGUAAAAAACUGGUCCAUUGGAGUGAACGGAGUUGUCGCAACUCUCUCUCUCUACGGCUCUGGCCAGACCCAUCUCAUCUAAUCGGAAGUUGGGAACUCUCUCCAGUCUCUUCCUGUACACGUCGCUCUACGACCAAUGUGACGUAUGCGUUAGCCGGGCAGCCACAGGAAUAUAGCACUCAAUUGAACCAUGGAGACUCUCUUUAGCCUACCGUUUACUGUACUGGAAUGUCCGAACAUCAAACUUAAAAAACCGUCAUGGCUACAUAUGCCUUCUGCAAUGACCGUAUAUGCCGUCGUGAUUGUUUCAUAUUUUCUCAUUACCGGUGGCAUCAUAUAUGAUGUGAUCGUUGAACCUCCAAGUGUCGGAUCAAUGACAGAUGAACACGGGCAUCAGAGGCCAGUGGCCUUUCUGGCGUACAGGGUGAAUGGGCAGUACAUCAUGGAGGGGUUGGCCUCCAGUUUUCUCUUCACCAUGGGAGGUCUUGGAUUCAUAAUUCUGGAUCGCUCUAAUGCACCAAACAUUCCCAAGCUCAACCGUUUCCUCCUGCUCUUCAUCGGCUUUGUCAGUGUGCUGCUGAGCUUUUUUAUGGCCAGAGUCUUCAUGAGAAUGAAACUACCUGGUUAUCUUAUGGGUUAAAGCUGCAACAUUGCACAUGCUACAGGCAGAGAUACAGAGAACAUACAGAAAACUAUGUUUCAGUGCCAAGGACUACAGUCUCAUUCCAAUUCUGACCAGUUAUUUCCACUGGCGUGACUCUUUGAUGUGCAGUUUUUUUUCUAUAAUAAACAAAUACUAU